ACCCACGUCACAGAGACGAGCAUCCACAUCAAUGAAAAGGUGACGCGCUCUGCAGCUACGUGUGUGCUCCGCUGUGUGUGCGCGCUCCGGCUGCGCUGCUGCUGCCGCACAGCAACCAGGUGGAGAGAUGAAGCCCAACUCAGCAGAGAGCAUCACGGGCCGACGAUGACGAGAAGACGGCGAAUGAUGGAGGAUCGCCCCACCGAGACGGAAUAGAGCAGAUCCGCAGCUAUGAGCUCCUCCUUCCCCAAAUCUGAAUCCACGACCUCCUUGUUGAAAUCGUCCGCGGCGGCGAGGAGACCGACACACCUCCCUGAGCGCACAGCAGAGAGCCGGAGAAGUCAGCAUCACCAGCCGCAGCAUCAGCACCAGCAUCACCACCGUCCCGCCGCCGCGCUCCGGAGCAGCGGCAGCAAAGCCGAGGAGUCCUUCUGGUCGGCCGAGUGCGACGUCAGCGCCCGGAGACCCCUGUGCCACCCCUCCCUCGUCGGCAGCCCGGACAGUAGUGAUCACGCAGCCACUCGGGACAAGUGCAAGUCUCAUGCCCCGACCCACAGCCAAGUUCCCGACCCGCCAAACAGCGGCGAGGCGGACCGAGGUGUGAGGGAGCGCUGCAGGUCCUCCAAACCCACACACCGGCACCACCACCGCAGGAAGCACACCCGGGAGGACCGUCCUCCGGCGGCAGGGGCACCCGACCCCGAGGAUCCCCGUCGCUGCCACACUCAUAGCAGCCCGGUCCCCAGGGUGCCCUCGCUGUCGGACAGCAACGACGACAGGACUCCUCUCUGUGAGCCGAGGGACCGUCAGGGAGCCGGUUUGGCCAACAGUGCAGGAGGCCAGGUCCCCAGUCCCUCCCCGUCCUCAUGCUCCCUGGUCCCGCUGUCCAGCAGGUCAUCCCGUCGCUCCCGGAGGUCCAGUGCUGCUUCUUCUGCAUCCGAUGUCAAUUUAUGCACCAUCCUCAAUUCACUCUUUGGACAGAUGCUCCGGGACGCUGAGAGGAGACUCAGAGGGGGGCUGCCCUGUGAGGAGAUGGGCCAUGCAGGGUAUCGCCAGCCUUAUCAGGAGUCCAUUGUUUCCAUGACACAAAACUGCGUUCUCGUGAGCAACAUACUGGGACAAACCUGUGUCUUCCUGAGUAAUGGCGUGGCCAAGUGCAGGCAGACUGACAGAGAGCUGCGGCCAGAGGAAAUGGAUGAAUUGCGCGACGCUUUCAAAGAGUUUGACAAGGACAAGGAUGGUUUCAUCAGCUGCAAAGACCUGGGAAACUGUAUGAGAACCAUGGGAUACAUGCCCACUGAAAUGGAGCUGAUUGAGCUGAGCCAACAGAUAAACAUGAACUUGGGAGGUCAUGUUGAUUUUGAGGAUUUCGUAGAGUUGAUGGGUCCAAAACUCCUCGCUGAAACGGCUGACAUGAUCGGAAUAAAGGAGCUAAAAGAUGCGUUCAGAGAGUUUGACACUAAUGGAGAUGGUGCCAUAAGCACAUCCGAGCUCCGAGAUGCAAUGAGAAAGCUGUUGGGCCAACAGGUGGGUCUAAAGGAAGUAGAAGAUAUCCUGCGGGAUGUUGACUUAAAUGGAGACGGGCUUGUUGACUUUGAAGAGUUUGUACGAAUGAUGUCUCGCUGAGGUCACAAAAAGAUCGGUCCUGAAUGUGAAGCUGUGUCCUUCUCUGUACUUGACCGAGUACGACAGAGGACCAUGCUGAGAUCUUCUGAGCCGUCCCAAUCUGAAUCAAACUGGAAUCACAUUUCCUUGAAUGUUACGGAGAAAAGCGUCACCUCUCACUUUCAAUCAAUAAGUGUUCUUCCUGAAAAGUCUCCGGUUCGAGUGAGGCGAAAUUUGCUGUAGCCUAGCUGAUGAUUGUUCAAUUUAGGUUUUUGCACUUUAAUUCUCACUAAAUAACUUCCUGUGUGGAUAGAAUGCUGGUGUCUCGUCUCCUCUUCUACGUGGCUAAUAUAAGUGUUUCGCAUAACGUCGCCUUAUGUGAAUAUCACAGUCAGGAUUAGAGAAUUAAUGCCUAUAGAAAAGAUUGAGAAGACUGUUAAACGUUACGUUUCAUUUCCACACAGUAUGUGUUAUAUUAGAAGUUAUAAGUGGAAUGUCCUUUGUGUGACACUGGUGCUCCACCAAGGAACCAACGUGGUAAUAUCACACCUGUAUUGUAACCGUGUGACCAUCUGUGAUUUCUCACUGUGCCAGUCCAGUAAACAGAAGCAUCAACUGUCUGACAGCUACAUGCAAUGAAACAGCAGAUCUCUGAAAUCGAUGAGCAGCAGAACUCAGAAAUACAGUUCAUAUACAGUAUCUCAUUCUGCAUGGUCUGGAUCAGGGACAGUUGAAAAACCAUUUAAAGGAGACAUAUGGGGCUUUUUAUCAGUUUUUCUUUCCUCUAGUGUGUUUUAAAGAGCCACAGAAAACACUGCUCCUGAAGCUCCUCGUCACCAGUUAAAACCAGUUAAAGCGAGAGCAGAGGUCAAUAUUUCCUACAGGAGCUGCAGCAUUGGCCAAUAUGAGGAAUUUAUGAACAUGAAUAAUUGCAUUAUAUGUCUCCUUUAAAAAGAUGCAUAGCUCUCUUUCAAAAGCCAGAACACCAAAGUGCUCAGUGACACUAGCCUGCUGUGGUUUGCAGCAUCCAAUGCAGUGUAAAUGGAGCCUCUCCACACUGUCUGACAGCGCUCACAGGUUUGAAUUCCUGUAAUCUGUAACCUUGCUUUGGGAACAAGUAAUGUCAGUUUUCAAAAAAUCACCACGACCCUGUCUGUGAACACACCGUAGGAAUGACAUUUGUUGACUGUAUAUGCAGUGGAUGUGAUUAUGUUGUACCUGUACUGUAUGUCAGUGUCAAUAUGAAUCUAGUUGUGGUAAUGUUCCACACAUCCGUGUUGUCGAAGCAAUUUUUAUGCAUGCCAAAGAGAGAAAUUUAUUAAAUUUAGUAUGCACAUUACAUUUUUUUGUCUAAGGAAGUAAAUACAAUAAUUUCGCCAAGUUGACUGUAUAAAAAAAUAAAAGGUGUCUACAUUUGA
Molecule: messenger RNA, 3023 nt
Organism: Hippoglossus stenolepis (Pacific halibut)
Lineage: Eukaryota; Metazoa; Chordata; Actinopteri; Pleuronectiformes; Pleuronectidae
Gene: cabp1a
Product: calcium binding protein 1a
Exons: 8
Coding region: 232-1626 (464 amino acids)
Molecular function (GO): calcium ion binding
Source: RefSeq, a predicted model, not a curated record